Molecule: messenger RNA, 1943 nt
Organism: Protomyces lactucae-debilis
Lineage: Eukaryota; Fungi; Ascomycota; Taphrinomycetes; Taphrinales; Protomycetaceae
Exons: 1
Coding region: 204-1877 (557 amino acids)
Molecular function (GO): flavin adenine dinucleotide binding; oxidoreductase activity, acting on CH-OH group of donors
Source: RefSeq, a predicted model, not a curated record
CUCGACAACCAAGACCACGAAUAAGACUUCCAACCAUGAAGGGCUCCAGCAAGACUCGCUUCGGACCGUGCCCUACGACAGAGGCCGAUGCGGCAGAUCUUCCCAAAAUAGUGGGCAUAUCCAGCUAGAGCAACAUAUAAAGCUUGCCAAAUGUCCCACCAGUCCAUGUUCUAUCCAGCUGCUCUACAUCAGUCAUCAUAGUCAUGAAGGCUAUUCAAUUGAUCACUGCAUCAAUCGUGCUCGGUGUCGUCAGCUUCUCUGAUGCACAAGACUGGACUGCAAAGACCUACGAUGUCAUCAUUGUUGGAGCUGGCACUGCCGGCAUCGUUGUCGCAGAUAGACUCUCUGAAGAUGGUCGGUCCGUUCUUCUUCUCGAGGGCGGCGGCAAGACUUAUGGCGUGACCGGCGGUACUGAACGUCCCUCAUGGAUACCGGCCGACUCUGGCCUCAGCAGAGUCGAUGUACCGGGUCUCUACAAGAGCUUCUUCUCCAACGGCGAUAGCCUGUCAUGCGCUCAAUGGAUUACAGACUACACAGGAUGCGGCGUCGGUGGAAGCAGCGCUGUGAAUGCAGGUCUCUUCUUCCAGCCGCCGGACAGCGAUUGGGAAAGCCUGCCGGAUCUGUGGAGAGCUCCCAAUCUAGUUGGUGCCAUCAAUAAAGUCUACAACCGUGAGCCGUCUACCAACACAACCUCUGCAGAUGGCAUUCGAUAUUUGCAGUCUGGCUAUGACGCUGCUCAUGGAUGGUUGGUUGAUAAAGCAGGAUUUGAGGAGGUGGACAUCAAUGCACAGGCAUCGCGCAAGACCCAGGUGUUUGGUCACCCGGUUUUCAACUACCGCAAUGGACAGCGCGGUGGACCAGCAACAGAUUACUUGCAGACAGCCCUACAGCGCAAUGUGACGCUUCAAACGAAUGUUCGUGUACUGCGCAUCGUGCACGAUGGACUGCGGGCAACCGGCGUGGUGGCCAAUGUCGAUGGCGUCGAGACGACCAUCAACCUCACGCUCCGUGGUAGAGUCAUUGCAAGUGGCGGUGCAUUGAUGAGCCCACAGCUACUGCUCUUUUCCGGAAUCGGAGACGAAGCUACGUUGACUGGCCUUGCAACGGCAAACAAGCUGAAUGGUCUGCCGCGAGAGAAGUGGAUCAUCAAUAAUGCUGUAGGGCAACAAUUGUUUGACAAUCCCAAUACCUUCAUUGAACUACGCAGCGAAGCGGUCCAAUCCUACACAUACAGCUACGACUCACCUGCCGCGGGAGACGCCGCCAGCUAUGUGUCUAGCAGAAUAGGUCCCUACACUUUUGCCAGCGAAACGAGCGUAUUUUGGGACACGGUGGAGCUCAAUGGCCACACCUUUGGCAUGCAAGGCACCAUCGAUAGUGCAGGUUACGGAGACUUUACCGACAAUAACACCAUCACCCUCAAUGUAUAUGGCACUUCCGGCCUUCUGAGCCGUGGUCGUGUCAUCUUUGAUGCGUCUUUCAAGGCUGGGCAUAGCGACGAUACUUACUACUCAGAUGCCAAUCAGCAGGAUUCGCUUGCGAUUGCCACUUGGAUCAGGCGACUAUUUGAUGGGCUUCCAGGCACAGGCUUGACGCCGCUCAACAUUUCUCCAGAUGCCACUGUUGAGCAAAUUCAGCAAUACAUUACAACAACCUCGAAGUACGCUCGUGGAUCGGUGAAUCACUGGAGCAGCAGUUGUGGUCUUGGCUCCGCAGGCAACAACGCCUGUGUGGAUGUCAAUGCUCAAGUACUUGGAACGCAAAACAUUCACGUUGUGGACGCCUCCAUCAUCCCACCGAUGACGGUGAACCCACAGUUCGCAGUGAUGAUUGCAGCUGAACGAGCCAGUGAGCUCAUCAAGCAGCUCACUCAAUGAUUUAAUGGAUAUAGUCACGAUUGUAUAAUGUAACGACUCAUGAACAAGCAUUUUGUGAAUAUUGUU